Capsella rubella is the source of this 1021-nucleotide messenger RNA. RefSeq names its product ras-related protein RABG3a. The transcript is spliced from 7 exons. Gene Ontology annotation, molecular function: GTP binding; GTPase activity. Gene Ontology annotation, cellular component: vacuolar membrane. The coding region runs from base 193 to 813 and encodes 206 amino acids. The record is from RefSeq and is a predicted model, not a curated record. NCBI's taxonomy places the organism in Eukaryota, Viridiplantae, Streptophyta, Magnoliopsida, Brassicales, Brassicaceae.
UAAUUGGCGCCCCUUUAACUAAAUUCCCCUUUUCUCCAUAUCUUCGGAUUCUUUUCAAAUCGAUAAAAAUAAAAAGUAGAAAUUGAGAGAGAGAGAGAGAUCCCUACAAAAUCCUCUCACUACUGUUCACGAAUCCUUCCUCCUUCGCACUCAUCUCCAAGAUCUACAGAUUCUUCUUCAACCUCGAUUACAAUGGCGACGAGAAGACGCACUUUGCUUAAGGUCAUUGUCCUCGGAGACAGUGGGGUUGGUAAGACCUCGUUGAUGAAUCAAUAUGUGCAUAAGAAGUUUAGUUUGCAGUAUAAAGCAACGAUUGGUGCUGAUUUUGUGACUAAGGAGCUUCAGAUUGGGGAAAAGCUUGUUACUUUACAGAUUUGGGAUACUGCUGGACAAGAGAGAUUCCAGAGUCUUGGUGCUGCUUUUUACAGAGGAGCUGAUUGUUGUGCUUUGGUUUAUGAUGUUAAUGUGUUGAGGUCUUUUGACAAUCUUGAGACUUGGCAUGAGGAGUUUCUUAAACAGGCAAGUCCAUCGGAUCCAAAGACAUUUCCGUUUAUAGUGCUUGGAAAUAAGGUUGAUGUAGAUGGAGGGAGCAGUAGAGUGGUCUCCGAGAAGAAAGCAGCUGACUGGUGUGCUGCAAAUGGUAACAUACCCUAUUUCGAGACAUCUGCCAAAGAAGACUUUAACGUUGAUGAGGCAUUCUUAACCAUUGCCAAAACUGCUCUUGCGAAUGAACACGAACAGGAUAUAUACUUCCAAGGCAUACCAGAUGCAGUGACUGAAAACGAGCCAAAAACCGGUGGUUGCGCUUGCUGAACCGCAGAUCUGAGGAUUCAUUUACAUUCGUUUUUUUAUUAUGCAUUCAUUGAAGGUUGGUGUACUCUUGAGUUGCAGAACUAUAAGCUUGUAGAAGCAAUUUUUUGCCAUUCCAUCAUAUAUUAAUUGAUUGGUGGAGUCUCUGUAUGAAGUAUGAUCAGUCAAUUCUGCUGGAUAAAACUUUAUGAAGAACCAUUAUUGCUCUUUA